AUGUCCGACGUUUUCCAAACUGAGAUUAGUAAAGUCGAUUAUAGUGAUCCGCAAGAAGCCAUCGAUACUAUUAAUACCUGGUGGCAUAGCCAUGCAGAGAGUGAUGCGUAUGACAUUAUCAACCCUGGUGAUGUGAGUAACAGGACGGUUUUGGUACUUGCCAAUGCCAUCGAGUUCAAAAGUCACUGGGCAACGGCAUUUCAUGACGAGGCAAAACAUUUACAUCCUGUCUAUGAUAACAAUGGAAGAGUUCAUCAUCAUCAAACGAUGUAUACCUUACAGAGCAUGGAACAUCGAGUUUUCAGACGUGUUGGAAUUGUAUUUGUUGAGAUACCUUACAAGGAGGCGGAUCUCAGCUUAGUAUUGAUCAUGUCCAGUAAUGCAUCAGAAAUGACAAUUCUUGACCACCAUUUUGAUCUCGGCGAUCUAUUCAAUAUGUCAAGGAAUGACCAUGUUGAUUUUAAUUUGCCUAAAUUCAAAAUUGAAUCGACAAUUGAUUUGACCGAUUUUUUAAAAGGACCGGAAAUUAAUGACAGAUUUAACAGUUUUACAGGAAUAACUUCUCGUCCCUUGAAAUUUUCCAGCAUAAAGCAAAAAACGUACAUCGAGAUCGGCGAAAAAAGUACCAAAGCAAUGACCGUCACGAUUAUUACAAAUGAUGAGUCGAAAAGUCAAAAACCCGAAGCUCCAGAAGCACCCGUUAAUUUCAAAGCCGGCGUGCCGUUCUACUUCGCGAUUGUCAAACAUUUGAAUCCCCAAGAUUAUGUUGUCCUGUUCAAUGGACAUUACAAGAAUGUUAAUUAA
This is a messenger RNA of Fopius arisanus, 804 nucleotides long. Its product is annotated as antitrypsin-like. Lineage: Eukaryota; Metazoa; Arthropoda; Insecta; Hymenoptera; Braconidae. The transcript has 4 exons. The record is from RefSeq and is a predicted model, not a curated record. Bases 1 to 804 code for a protein of 267 amino acids. Gene Ontology annotation, molecular function: serine-type endopeptidase inhibitor activity.